GAACUUCAAACCAAAAUUUAAAUAUUAGAAUGCAUCUUCCCCUACCUAUGCUGAAUGCCUACUUGUGUGUGCCAUGCAAGCUACUUCAAAACCUCUUUGAAGAGCCACAAAAAUCCUGAAGUUAUUUUCUUCACAGCGAUGUCUCUGAGAGAUCUGAAAAACUCCCUCAAGUCCUGCACAUCAUCGUCAUCCUCUUCACACUGUAGAACAACAUUGACGUUGCCUUCAGACGAGCAAAGAAAGCCUCCCAAAACAUCAAUAAAACAGCAGCUUGCGGGACUCGAACAGCUCGCCUCCGACCUACAACUUCCCACAACUCCGUCUGCGCCUUCCAACGAUUCGCACGACGUCGCGGGUUCGAAACGCGGGGCUACUGACUAUUCUAUUGCGGGAACGGAUGACACUUUGCGGUCUGAGGGUUCAAAUGAUGAAGAAGAAGAAGAUAAGGAAAAGGGUUUGAUUUUGUUAAAGAAUGAGCAAGAGAAGGAUGUUUUGGGCGAAAUUGGGGACAGCGAAGCGGGUGUUUUCGUUCAACCCCAUACAGAAGGCCCGUUUGAGCCCCUCAUACUGGAUGACACGGCCGAAAAUGGCCCAAUUGUGCAGGUUCCCGCUUCAAUCAAUUGCAGACUUCUUGAACAUCAACGUGAGGGAGUAAAGUUCCUUUACAAUUUGUACAAAGAAAAUCAUGGAGGUGUCCUGGGAGAUGAUAUGGGACUUGGGAAGACUAUACAAACAAUUGCAUUCCUAGCCGCUGUGCUGCAGAAGGAACCAGAAUCUGAUAAUUUUAUUUGUGCUGGUGUUGAUGGGAAGAAGAAGCAGAAGCUUAUUGAAAAUAAAAAAUUAGUAUUGAUUAUUUGCCCCACAUCCGUCAUUCGUAAUUGGGAAAAUGAGUUUCAUGAAUGGGGAACAUUCAAUAUUGCUAUUUAUCAUGGUCCAAAUAGAGAACUUGUUAUAGGAAAAUUAGAAACCACUGGCGUUGAGAUUGUUCUAACAAGUUUUGAUACAUUCCGUAUUCAUGGUGACAGCCUGUGUGAAGUGCAAUGGGAAGUUGUGAUUGUUGAUGAGGCUCAUCGUUUGAAGAAUGAAAAAUCUCAGCUCUACAAGGCCUGUAAAAGAGUAAAAACUAAGAAAUGCUAUGGGCUUACAGGGACAAUUAUGCAAAACAAGAUUAUGGACUUAUUCAAUGUUUUUGAUUGGACUACUCCUGGAUGCUUGGGUUCUCGUGAACAUUUUCGGGAAUUCUAUGAUGAGCCUCUCAAACAAGGACAACGUAUAAGUGCACCUGAACGAUUUAUACAAAUUGCAGAGGAGCGUAAACAACAUCUGCUAUGUGUUCUACAGAAAUACCUGUUGAGGAGGACAAAGGGGGAAACAAUUGGGCAUCUUAUGAGGGGAAAGGAAGAUAAUGUUGUUUUUUGUGCUAUGAGUCCCUUGCAAAGGCGUGUUUACAAGAGACUACUGGAGAGUGCAGAUUUUCAAAGUCUUAUCUCAAAGGACUUACCUUGCAGCUGUGGAAGCCGUCUGACUCGAGUUGAGUGUUGUCAUAAGACAGUUCCUGAUGGAAUUAUCUGGUCUUAUCUUCAUCGAGAUAAUCCAGAUGGCUGUGAUUCAUGUCCUUUCUGCCUUGUACUUCCUUGUCUGGUAAAACUUCAGCAGGUCAGCAACCAUUUGGAGUUAAUCAAACCAAACACCAAGGAUGAUCCAGAAAAACAGAAGAAGGAUGAAGCGCUAGCGGUGGCUGUUUUUGAGAAGGAUGCCGAAUUGAUUGGUGGCAUUGCUCCAGAUGAGAGUUUCAUGGGCCUUAGUGAUGCACAGCAUUGUGGAAAAAUGCGGGCAUUGGAAAAGUUAAUGACAUCUUGGAUUUUACAGGGCGAUAAAGUGCUGCUUUUUAGUUACUCUGUCAGGAUGUUAGACAUACUGGAGAAAUUUCUUAUUCGUAAAGGAUAUUGCUUUUCUCGGCUUGAUGGUUCAAUUCCCAUGAGUGCUCGACAGUCUCUUGUUGACAAUUUUAACAACAGUCCAAGCAAGCAGGUUUUCCUUAUAUCCACUCGAGCUGGUGGGCUAGGACUAAAUCUUGUUAGUGCAAAUCGAGUGGUCAUAUUUGAUCCAAACUGGAACCCUUCACAAGACUUGCAAGCCCAAGAUCGGUCUUUCCGUUAUGGGCAGAAAAAACAUGUUACAGUAUUUCGUUUGCUAGCUGCAGGUUCCCUAGAAGAGCUCAUAUAUACACGUCAGAUAUAUAAACAACAACUUUUCAAUAUUGCUGUUUCGGGCAGUCUUGAAAAGCGCUACUUUGAGGGUGUCCAGGACUCAAAAGAGUACAAGGGGGAACUUUUUGGCAUCAGUAAUCUUUUCCGUGACCUGUCUGACAAGCACUUCACUAGUGACAUUGUUGAACAGCAUGAGAAAAGAUUGCAAGGCUUUGAGCAUCAUAAUCAUGUGGCAAAGGGCCAACUAGCAGUCAGGGCCGUGGAUCAAAAGAUGGGCAUAAUUGCGAAUAUCAAUAGCAUUGUAUCUGUGGAAAAUAAAGAAACAGAUCCUCCAGUCUGUGGACAAAAAGAUGGUAAAGAAAAUGAGAAGAUUCUAGGGAAGGGUAGUCAAUGCAAAAAUUUGCCAAAGCUAGCAGACGUGCUAACUGAUGCUGGACACAGGUUUAAGCCAUAUGAGAGGAUGGUCCAUGAGCUUAUACACUCUCUUCACUCUAGCAAAAUGAAAGGUGUCAUUUAUGCACAUCGGAAUGAAGAGGUUGUGAACAUAGGAGCCCAUAAUCUGGAGAAUACAGUUGAAGACAAACAUCUUAAGCAAACUGAGAAAGGGGGAUAUGUCUCUGAAAGAGGAAACCAUUCUAGGAUAUCUUCUGAAAACAUUCAUCACAAGCCAACUCGGAGCAAGCGCCAGCCUGACAUGGCCAAUCAAAAGGGAAAGGUAAAGAAAAAACAUACAAUCAGUGGGAAAAUCGGAGGAAUAUCUGCAGAAAAUAUGGAUAAGACGAAGCAAUAUAGACUCAUGGCUCAGUUUGCGAGCAUGACAGAACUUCAAUUUAGUAAAUGGUUACUAUCGGCUUCACCACCUGAGAGGGACAAAUUUCUUGCAGAUUUCAAAUUAUGGAUGCAAAGCAAUAAGCGUUGAAUUACAACUGCAAAUUUGUGAGGAAAAAUGUAAAUACUAAUCUUUGCUCCUCCAACAAGUACUACAAGAUUUCUGAGAGUCAGGGAAGGAGUUGAAACAGUUUCCGAAGUUGCUGUAAUAUUCUUCACUGCGAUUGGUGGGACUGACAAUCGAACAAGAUGUAUGUUUGUUGUAUCUAAUCCAACUUUUUAAGUUGAAGGUUGGACAGAAAUAAGGAAGGUUCUGUAGCUGCUCAUAAAAAGGUUUUCUCUUGAAGAACAUCUCAUGGCCUGUGCUGUAUGCUAUUUAUAAUAUACUUACAAAAUGUUUAAUCCAUUUUCUGUGCAAUAGAGGUGUUCAAUAUUACACUAGCA
This is a messenger RNA of Cryptomeria japonica (Japanese cedar), 3482 nucleotides long. RefSeq names its product switch 2. Lineage: Eukaryota; Viridiplantae; Streptophyta; Pinopsida; Cupressales; Cupressaceae. The record is from RefSeq and is a predicted model, not a curated record. Gene Ontology annotation, molecular function: ATP binding; ATP-dependent chromatin remodeler activity. The transcript has 9 exons. The coding region runs from base 55 to 3129 and encodes 1024 amino acids.